CGAGAGUAUUUAUUUAAAAAUUUUAUAAUUUAACAUAGUUUUGUAUAUAAAUAUAAAUCAUUAUGAACCUAUCUCAAUUUUUUUUAUUGUUCCUGGUAAUUUGAAGCAAAAAAUAUAACGUUACACACAUUGGAUGUUAUAUUUAAUUUCACUCGUAUAUAAAUGUGUUUUUAAUACUGACAAUACCUCUAUCUAUACAAAUACCCAAUUUUAGGAAAAGAAAAAUAAAAUUAUUGUCAUUUUGAGAUUAUAUUGAGAGGACUAUGCUGGUCAAAAAAGUCAUUAAUUGUGUUGUGAAUUUAUAAAUGUGCCUCUUAAAACCUCUGUCCCAAAUUUUCCCCAUUGAAUUACUAUAUAGAAACAAGUGGCGGAUCUAGAAUUUUAUUUGAGGGGGCUUUGAACGGGGGAAAAUUUUACAGUGGGCACAAAAAUCAAAAUACUUGAUGCCGAUUGAUUGCAGAAAAACUAAUUGUAACUAAGACAUUAUACAAAGUGUUGAAACGUUAACAGAUAUCAUAUAAUUGACUUUAGUAGAUGUUUUAGGGGGAGCGGUUCAGCUCCCCCAUUGGAGCUUACCUAUAUAUGUCACAUAUACAUGGGUAUGUAUGGCUAAUUAUUUUAAUUUUAUUUUAUUAUAGUAGAAAAAGAAAAAACUCAAACAUUUUUUAUAUUAAAACUGAAAUUAUCAGAGAAUUGUAUAAAAAUUGAAUCAAAUAUCUUCAAUUUUCUUCUUGACUUUAAUAAAUGGAAACAUAAUUUUCCGUAUAAACUUUUUAAGGAAGUUAAAUAAAGUUUUAAUAAUCUGGAAAACAACUUAAAAAUAUUUGUAACCACAUAAAUAUAUAAUUAAGUUUGUUAGUCCUCAAAACAAAAGGGUAUACUUGCAUGGUUUAAGAAAAAAAUAGUUUUGGACAGUUUAUAUAUAACUUUUAUAAUAUAUAUUUUUUUUUAAUUCUGUGAUCAAUAUUUAUUUUGUGCCAGGUUAUAAAAAUACAACAGACUAAAAAAAACACCUGAUAAAGUAAACAACAAAAUGGUUUAAAAGGGUUGGUCGUUUUGACGAUCCUGCGAGAUUUAAUUAUUUUUGUUGCCAGGAUCAUUUUAAUUUUGUAGGUAACUAGGUUAAAUCGCUGAAGGUGAUGUAUGAACUCCCCUCUUCGGCGCGCAUCCAAGAAUACCGUUAUUCGAAUAAAAUUCCCAUCUUCAUAUGAUCUAUCUAACCAAAGAUGAUCAUUUUGUUCUAUUGAAUAAUAUUCAAGUAUCUAGUAAGUGAUAUGAGUCUAGUCGAAAAAGAGAAUGAUGAUUUCCAGCAAUCCAGACCCCAGCAAAAACGAUCAAUAGAAAGUAACUUCGGGCAAUAUACAAUAUUAUCAGUAACGUUAGGCGGAGUAGCGAUUUUAACAGUGUUGGCCAUAACUGCUGAAGAAUGUCGACAAUGUUUUAUGAAAUCCGCCGAAUUUCAAGCACAGGAAAAAAUUCAAAAAAUAUUCUGGGCGUACGGUAAAAACCUCGAAGGUGGGCAUUUGGAAGAAGUAUAUACAAUUUUAGAUCGAUUAGGAUACAAAAAAGAUGAUAAUUAUUCCGAUUGGGAUCUUUUGUGGGCACAUGAUUAUCCCUUUACCGAGUUACGCUCUCAAUUGAUAAAAUUGAAGCCACAUCAAAAAGUUAAUCAUUUUCCCGGCAUCGGACAUAUAACAAAUAAAGUAACCCUCGCCACCAGCGGUUUAAAAUAUAUACCCCCAGCUUUCAAAUUACCAAUAGACAAAGAAAAAUUAUUAGAAUAUUCGAAAAAUCGUCCGAACAUAACGUUUGUACAAAAAGACAACGAUCAUAGGAAUAUUAAAAUUAGAAAAAUUUCCGACGUGGAUUUAGACCGAGAAGGAACUUUUCUACAGGAGUACAUAGAUAAACCGUUAUUAGUCAGUGGACGUAGAUUCGAUAUAGGUAUUUAUACGAUUAUCACAUCGGUGGAACCUCUAAGGAUAUACAUUUACAACGGAGAAGGGCUUUUAAGAUUUUGUCCUGAUAAAUAUUAUCCUUUCGAUUCGGAACUAGUGGAUAAAUACGUUGUUGGAGAUGAUUAUUUACCCGUAUGGGAAGUACCGGAUUUGGAUUAUUAUUACAACCAAUUGGGAUUCGGUAUGAAGGAUAGUUUAAACGCCUACCUCAAAGCUCAGGGUAAAGAUCCAAACGUCAUUUGGACGCAGAUAGAAGACGCUAUAAGGACCGUAGUUAUAGCGAAGGAACCCGCUAUUGUUGAUGUACUACAAAGAUACCAAACGAGAAAAAAUUUCUUCGAAUUGAUGAGGUUCGAUUUUUUGGUAGAUGAAAAUUUGAAAGUUUAUCUUCUGGAAGCUAAUAUGAGUCCCAAUCUAUCUUCUGCGCAUUUUCCCCCAAACAGACUUUUAUAUCAACAAGUUCUCUAUAACGUUUUGGGACUUGUAGGAAUAGGAGAAAGCAUUUACAAAAGUUCUCUAGCCGUAAGAUCGAAAUCUGAAGAAGAAAUGGUAGUGUCAGAUAAAACGUUAGCAGUUUUUCCGAAUGCUUGUAACAGUAAUACUUGCCGUUCCAGUUGUAUGUCAUUGGAAUGUCAAUUAUGUAAACCUUGCCUUUCUAAAGAAACUCGUCAAAAUUUAGUUGCUGCCGUCAAAGAACACCUUCACAAGUCAGAUUGUAAAAGGAUAUUCCCUCCAUCAAUGGUAAAUUCAUUUAAUAUUAACGAAACAAACCGAUUUGUCACCACCUUACACUUUCUAACAAUAACGUUUCUUAAAUUGAAUUUAAAAAUACAAGCAAAAGUUAAAAGAGAAGAAGAGGCCUUUUUAAAAGUGAUGAUCAGUCACAUUCAUAGAUAAAAUAUAAUAACGGACUAUGUAUCUGUAACGGUUUUUAAGGGUAUGGCUACAGUCUAACCGUUACACGAUUCUCAAUCAUUGGAAUUAUUCAAUUCGCGACAAUUACGAAGUGAGCGACAUCUGUUAAUUUUCUUUCACACUUCAAUAGAGGUGAACAAUAAAACCAGAAUACGAACUAGUUUUGUUGUUUUAUAAACAAUAAAAAGUGUUAUUUGAAAUUUUAGUUUAUAUAGUAAAAUAAUAUACCUGUUUAAAGUGCUUUUCUAAACGUGGUAAAAGUUGUAAUGUUACAAGUGUACUAGUUGUUAAAAUUCUAUCCUAGUGGCCAAUAAAACUCUAGUGUAUAUUUUUGGUAGUUUCGUGUAAAUAUUCAAGUAUCUUCGUCCACGAACAAAUGCAUUUCCAAUCUUUAACUAUAUCAUUUAGAUUAAUUGUUAUCUGUAGACACAAACUAUUAAUGGAUUUUGUAUUUGUUAUUUCUAGACUGCAUAAUACUAUAUCUUCCUUUUUAAAAACGUCCUUUAGUGGCCUACAUCUGACCCCAAUAUAUUUUAUGAUGUUAAAAAGGGUUAUUUCAAUUUUCGUCAUUUUAGACCGAUUCUUGAAACACAAGUUUUUAUUCUAACCACACAAACACGUUUAGGUAAUAACGGACAUUACAAAAAUAAAAAAAUCAUACCAAAAUCACUAAAAAUAUAUGAAAAAAUUCAACAACAUCAAACACAUGGGUUGCAUUGUUGUUCACCACUAUAGAAACCAAAUGACACGUAAUUUUCUCCAAUAAAAGACCUGUAGAGUUACUUAUUGAAAUUUAUGCGUUGAAAAUUGGAAAAAUCAAUUCAAUUAUUUUUUUCUUAUUUCAAGACCCAAGAAGAGGCAACAAAAGGAAUUGAUAUAGAUGAAUACUCUCCCGAAAAUAAGUUGCAGCACAAAUGGUUUCAAGGAAAAUGUAUAUUAGAUGUUUCGUGGUGUUAAUUAAAAACUAUUGUAAUGAAA
Molecule: messenger RNA, 3851 nt
Organism: Diorhabda carinulata
Lineage: Eukaryota; Metazoa; Arthropoda; Insecta; Coleoptera; Chrysomelidae
Gene: TTLL15
Product: probable tubulin polyglutamylase ttll-15
Exons: 7
Coding region: 1275-2855 (526 amino acids)
Biological process (GO): protein modification process
Source: RefSeq, a predicted model, not a curated record